Rhineura floridana is the source of this 2039-nucleotide messenger RNA. RefSeq names its product C1q and TNF related 3 (gene C1QTNF3). Lineage: Eukaryota; Metazoa; Chordata; Lepidosauria; Squamata; Rhineuridae. Bases 181 to 1140 code for a protein of 319 amino acids. The record is from RefSeq and is a predicted model, not a curated record. Gene Ontology annotation, molecular function: protein binding. The transcript has 6 exons.
GAUGAAGUUUUCUGCCACUCUGACAUUUUCACAGUGUAAUUUAUUGCAUGCAGCAUAUAAAGCUAUGGUAACUAAGUCUUCCUGCCAGCCUUAAUAGUGGGGAAUAGCCUGAAAAGACCACAUCGCGGCAACUGCAGAUCUUUCCCUAGGAAAAGGCACUUGAACUCCCGAGACCUUGCAAUGUUGAAUAAUAUGGCAUCCAAGGAUUUCCUCAAUUGGAGUCUCCUGGCUUUGCUUCUAUUGCUUCGCUUUUGCCUGUGCCAAGAUGAAUACAUGGAGGUGAGCAGAAGAUCUAAUGAUCCAGUGGCCAAAGUAUUGCAAAGUCACCACCAGACUGGCCACAAAGGUCCCAGCAGCAGGGAAUUGUUGAGACAGCGGAGUCGCCUUGUUGAAUGGACGGUUGAGAAUGAUGAUGGUAAUAGUCCUUCUACUGACCAAAAUGCCUUGAAACCAGAGGUAGAUGAUGUAGCACAGACUACCUCAAACAGAGUCCAGACUACACAGAGUGGACCUCAAAGCCCACUGGAAUGUGGCUGCCGAGGCGAUUCUGGAUUUCGAUGUUAUCAAGGCCCACCAGGACCUCCUGGAAUGCCAGGAAACCAUGGAAAUAAUGGAAACAAUGGAGCCCCUGGUACAGAAGGAUCAAAAGGUGACAAAGGUGACAAGGGAGACUUGGGACCAAGAGGUGACCGGGGCAACCAUGGACCAAAAGGAGAAAAAGGAUACCCUGGCGUCCCACCAGAACUUCAGGUUGCAUUCAUGGCUUCAAUGGCAACCCACUUCAGUAACCAGAACAGUGGAAUUAUCUUCAGUAGUGUUGAAACCAACGUUGGAAAUUUUUUUGAUGUAAUGACUGGUCGAUUUGGAGCCCCAAUUAAUGGGGUGUAUUUCUUCACCUUCAAUAUGAUGAAGCAUGAGGAUGUGGAGGAAGUGUAUGUUUAUCUAAUGCACAAUGGCAAUACAGUUUUCAGCUUAUACAGCUAUGAAUCAAAAGGAAAAAGUGACUCAUCAAGCAACAGCGCAGUUCUCAAACUCGCCAAGGGAGAUGAAGUUUGGCUACGGAUGGGCAACGGAGCACUUCAUGGAGAUCAUCAACGCUUUUCCACUUUUGCAGGGUUUCUUCUUUUCGAAACCAAAUAGACUAACACUUUAAGACAGAUAUUGCUGUUUGCUUUCUGUUCUUUGGAACAACAUGGUAACAUCCCACAGGUCCUUUUUUCAAAUCACUAUGUUGGUGCCUGAAUCUGUGGAGUGUUAUGAGAAAUGUUAGGCCUCAAUAUGCCUUUAUGCUUUUUUUGGACCACACUACUUUGCUGUAGCUCUCAUGCCACAGAGUACUGAAAUCAUAUUCCACAAUGAAUUUAAAGGUGUGAUGACUACAGCCUUUUGCCCCAAUCUGUGUGGCCUUAUACUUGUAUGGAUUUGUUCCACAUAUAGGGUUAUGGAUCUACUUUCUUUUGAAAUUAAUGUCUGGAAGUCACUGUGUUGGAAGUUUCAUAUAUGCUUCAGAGCUCCUUUAUAACAAAAAAUCGGAAGUACUUCUGGUCUGCAAACUGCACCACAUUCAGUAUGGGAAUAUGGAUAUGGAAUCGCAUGUGCAUUAUUGUUCACGACAAAAUUUUAACAACUAUUUGAAUUGACCAAUUUAAAAUAAGACCUCUGAAGUGUUAAACAUUGCUAGGUAAUGCAUUCACUACAGAAAGAAUAAUAGGUUAGAUUUUUUCUCUCUGUACUAAUAAAUGAUAAAAUCUUGAUCAAAGCUUGAUUUAAACUCUCUGGAUAGUCUACAGCUAAGUAGAACUGUCUUUAAACCAAUGUACCCAUCCUGUAUGAAUGAUUAGGAAUGUUGACUAAAUUCAAGUUCUUUGACUUAACUGAGUUUGUAGAAGUUUGUAUAUUAUCAAAGUUUGUGCAUGCUUCAAAAGACAUAGAAUCAAUUUGUCAUUAAUUCCUAUCAAAUUAUUUUGUCCCUAGCUCUCAGCAGCAUGAAACCCUUUUGGCAUUUAUGUGUCAUGAAUGUGUUUAACUAUUUGCUUGUU